CGAAAGCGGUUUUGCUCGCGGAUCGUUUUCGUUUUGCCGUUCAAAACAUUACUUUUUAUAAUCGUGCGUAAGAGAAUCUGGAGAAAUAUGGAUUUUGAAAAUGUAUUUAUUUAGUUAAGCGUCUGAAUCAGUGACGAAACUGUGAGUGCGUGACGAUCGUAUCUUUGGGAUACGUUUUAUGAAUGGCGCGGGCGUGAACGAAUUUCUUCGAGUCAACAAAAAUCACCAGCGCGAUAAACAGAGGCACACUCACACGAUCGCGAUUAAAAACAACACUCUCCGUUUAACAAUAAAGAAAUCGUUUGUUUUUCGGAAAACAAAUAAGAGAAAAUAUGAGAAACAAGCGUGGAAAUUAUAGUUGCAAAUAAAACAAACGCAUCGUUUGUCAGGCUUGAAUUUCGCACGGUUUCAACACAUCCCCCUAAAAAAAAGAAAAUAAACAUUCCCUUACCCCUUUUCUCGAAAGCAAAGAAGAAAUAAAAAUAAAAACUAUAUACAGGAAAAAUGUAAAGCUAAAUAGUGCAUAAAAAUCGGUUUUCUUUGCGGUUCGGUUCCGUUCUUAUAGAGUGUGCGUGCGUUUCUGCCCUCCCCUAUCUGUCUCCUUCUCUUUCUUCUGGCCCCACCGCCAUCUCUUUCUCGCCUUAGCGAGAGAACAGGGGGAACGUGUGUGCUUUUGUUUUCGAUUACGUUUACUACAUUUUUUGUACGCCCCAUAGAAAAAAACAUGACGAAAUGUUGUUGUUGAAAACGAGAAAUAAAUACAAGUGAUUACAAGAAAUUUAUAAAAUAAACGAAGUAACGAAAAUAAAAGAGAAAUUAUACAUCUCAAGAUAUACGAAAAGAAAAGUAUUGUGAAGAAAUACACAAAAGCGAAAUUCUAUUUGGUGUUUAUGGAAUUUUCAGUGGUGUUGUGAAACCGAAAAAUACGAACGCAGCAAAGUUACAGAUACUCUCUUCUCGUGAACCAGCUGCAAACGCAUCUAAAAAGCUUGGACAUUUCGCCGGGACAUUUUGCAUGAAAAUUGCAGCCGAAAAAGAAUCACCCUGCAUGGCUAUACGACAAUGUCCAAUGCUCGCGAGCUGGCAUUGAUCGAGAAAUGGGCUGACAUUGCUACGCCGGCGACGCCGAAUCGGCCGACCUUAUCGCCAACAUCGCCGCCAGCGCUCCAUCGAUCCAUCGUGAAGUUCUGCUGCUGCCCGCAGCGAAGGCGCUACAAUCUCAAGCAGGCCAAGAGCAACAGCAACAACGGCAACAGCAACAAGUCGACGGUCAACACGCUGCAUGCCAGAAAUAUACUCGUCGAUAGCGAUUUCAGCUAUAUUGAUGAUGUGCCGCGGCGACGCCAAGAUUGCCACAACGAUUACGACGAUUGCAACUACGACUGUGGCGGCGAUAAAGCAGAAGCCGAUGAUGCCAAUGAUACCGCCGCUGCUCCGAGAGACGACGGAAAUGUGGCGCUGAUAUUAAUGAAUCAACGAAAUCUGGCCGAACAAUGGCGGCAGGACAACAAAGGCAACAGCAGCAGCAACAAAGUAGCAACAGCAGCAGCAGCAACAGCAACAGCAGCAGCAACUAAAACUUGCGCUGUCACAAAGAGCCCGCCAAGUGGCAAUGAGCAACAGCAACACCAGCAGCAGCAGCAGCAACGACAACCAACCCAAAGACUAAGCAAUAGCUUGCAUCAGCAACAGCAACACCAACAAUUGCAACAGCAACAGCAACAUAGCAAUAAGGAAAAUACACUAAGCUACGACAACAACAACAAGCCGCACUGUAAUUAUUGUAAAUUACCCGACACCGCCGAGCCCCAAACGAAUAGCAACAGCGACUCGAAAAUUGAUUCACCGAAGUCGUCGCAGAAUAAAAUGACAAUUACGACAGCAACAGAAAUAGAAACAGCAACGGCAACGGCAACGGCGGCAACAGCAACAGCAGCAGCGACAGCAGCAACACCAGACACACCAGCAACACCUAAGCCCCGCAUUGCAGCCCGUCCGACCACGCCCAGCCGCCUUAAGACUGUGAUCAAAACAACAAUGGUGAAGCGGAGUCCUAGCCAUGACUCAACGGCAACACAAGCAGCACAUGUGUUGCUGCCAAACAGCUGCAACAGCAACGGCAACACCAGCAACAUUGGAGCCCAUGACGAGCCCAGACGUUCGGUUAAGGAGCGCAUCGCCGCCUUUGCAGCAGGAAAUGAGCCACAGCAACCGGCGACGCGGCAACAUGACAAAGUCAAGAAGUUAAGUAAAAUGCAGUGCAAUAGCAAUACAAAUCAAAACAACAUGACGGGCGAGGAUGUGAAAAGUGCAAUUAGCAACGGCAACGCAGGCAGCACUGGCAGCACUGGGAGCACUGGCAGCACUGGCAGCACUUCAGCUAUCGCCGCUGACACGACGCGCCACAAAUCGGGAUUAAGUGAUGUGGCGGCCAGCGAUGACGUUGAUGGUCUUUCUCGGCCAACUUCAUCUGAAACCACAUCUGCCGUUUCAGCUCCGAGCGUUUUUAGCACCGGUUGUGCAACCAUGCCGCGAACUCGCCAAUACGGAAGCAAUGUUGCUGCUGCCGCGGCGACAGGAGCAACAUCGGCAACGGGAGCAACAACAGGAGCAACUCCUGCCAGCAGCAGCAUGACAGCUGAUAAGAAUUUCUUGAGCCAGGCGACGCCCGUUCAGGGGCAUCAUCAUCAUAAGCUGCAAUUUGCCGAUAAGGCCGAGUCCGAAUUGGCCGCACUGGACAGUCUGGACCUGGCCCACAGCCUCGAUUUGCUGGACGUCGAUGGCGAGGAUCCGUACCGAGCUCUGCAGGAUUACUUGGAGCGUGUCAAGCGGGAAAUCAACGAGGUCUUCGAGCUGCGCAAGGUCCAGCGUUUGCAGCAGCAGCUCCGUGAGCAACUGGAGGAGCGGCUAUCGCAGUCGGGAGUCCAGCCGCUUGAUGAAUUGUCUCGUUCCACGGAAUCAGAUAGCGGCUUUGACAGCAGCAGCACCACAGCCACAUUGGGCACACCAUCAGCUGGAGCUGGAACUGGUGGAGCUGGGGCAACAGGAGCAGUCACAUCGGGCCAGCCAGUGACAACUGAACUUAGGGCCCUGCCACCGCCGCCCCUCAGUCCCACCAAGAUCCCGACGAAAUGCCUACCCACUCCACCUGUCCAGGCGGACGAUGUUAACAUUUGGGCCUGCAAGUUCCUACGCGAUCUGGACAGCCUGAUGGCCUCGGGCGAUAAGCUGCCCCCGCAUCUGGCAGCCCUGGCCGAAGGAUCCGGUUCCGGUUCGGCCAGCAGUUCGCCCACCUCCAGGACGGCGCCCCUCCUCCUGUCCGCCGCCGCCUCGGCGGCCAUCCAGAGUCGCUACGGCAAGGGCUCAUCCAUCAUGGAGCAACAGCUCCACCAACAGCAGCAGCAGCAGAACGGACUCGUCUUAAAGCCGGAGAAACACGCCACCAUUCCAUUGCAAUCGUUUUACCUUGGCUGCGGACGCAACGAGGCAUCGCCGGCAACCAAAUCGAAUGUUGCCUACAUGCGCACCCUGUCGGCGCCGAACGGAGGAUUUGGUGGAGGAUUGGCGGGAGCAGCAACUGGAGGAUCCGGAGGAGCAGCCCUCCCCCCACACAGUCAGCGCAAGAGUCUGGCCUGCCCCCCACUUAAUGGCCAGGCGGACACAAUAACUUCGACACCGGCAACUCAUAAGCUGACAAAUUUCCAAAGCGCAUUGAAAAUCGAGGAGAUGGCAGCGGCGAAGGCAACAGGUGAAUCCACGGCGACCACCUUGGAGGAUUUGAAAUCUAGGCGACAGCGACAAUUGAGCGGCGGCGACAUGGAGACAAUGCUGGCCUCCCAGCCGAUGCCGAUGCCAAAACGGGUGGGCAUUAAUCAUGCGGCGCUGACGAGCAGAAAUGCCAUAACCCCGCCGCCGGCAUCCGCAUCCCAGUCAGUCUCGGCCAAAGGCUCCUUCUCCUCCUCGGCAGCCACCAGCACUCCCGGCUACCUGGUGGAUGUGACCAAAAAAGGAUCCACUUCGAGCAUUUGGACCUCGGAGGAGUCCAUUCUGCGCAGCGUUGGCGCCGUCGAUGAAGACAAUAACUCCACUUCAUCUUCCUCGGCCUGUGAGGAGGCCACGGGUGUCCUGAGCUCCGGCAAAUCGGGCAUUUCACUGGACUCCUCGGGACUGGACAACGAUAACAAUGAGAGUGGCAUCGGCACGGCCACGCCGCCGAAGGAUAUGUCCCACUACUGGAAGAGCCACCUGCAGCAAUACCAUCAUCAUCAUCACCACCUUCACAGGAAGUGUGAGGGCGGUGGCCACGCCCAGGACAAUGAGUCUGUGAGCAGCCUGGAGGCGAUGCGCAAGAUGAAGUUCCAGAAGAGCGGCUCGGUGGCCUCCUCCGAUGAUCCCGAUCUCCUCGAGGUCCUCAGCCAGUGUGGCAGUGGUGGCGAGGCGGCCAAUGAAUCCCAGGACGACCUGCUGGACGAGGAGAAGGACAAGGAGUGCCACAACGAGUGCGAGAUGUUUUGCGACUGCACGGAUGGGGAUGCCAGUAGUGCCAGCGGUGGAGAUGGGGUCACAGUGGUUAUGCGAAAGAAGUACACUGCCCCACCACCGAUCCUAGUGCCCAGGACCCAUAGAAGCCACUCCCUCGACCACUACCAUUCCCCGCAGCCCCUUCUGCAUCCGAGAAAGGUCCUGCCCAUCCAGCACCAUGCCAUGAAGCACAAGGAGAGGGAUCAGCUCUCGCUAGUUUUGCGGCAGGAACCCUUCCAGUCGCUCCUGAGUCCCUCGGCCAAUGUCCCUGCCAAUCAGUUGCACCACUUCGUGGAGCUGCCCUCGCCCAGCAGCGCCUCCUUGCACAGCGGAUUGGGCGACUCUGGUGGCAUCCAGGAGCUCUGCACCAAGUCCAACUCGGCGCCGAUGCUGCUCAAGGAGCGCGAGAUGGGCCGGCGAUUCGAUAAUUUUGAAGCUCCGCAUUUGACGCUGCGCUAUUCUCGUUCGCAGAGUGAUCGCUAUUUAGCAGAAAUCGAAGCUGUGGAGGCUUGCAAAUGGCUGCGAGCUGCAGGUUUUCCGCAAUAUGCACAGAUGUACGAAGAUCAUCAGUUCCCGAUCGAUCUGAACAAUGUAGCCAAAGAUCACACCAAUCUCGAGAACGAUCAGCUGCAGUCCCUCUACCGCCGGCUCUGCGUCCUCAAUCGUUGUGCCACCAUGCGGCUGGACCAGUCCCACAAGCCGCAAACACCACAGCAAAAGGAGGAAUCGGAUGAUGAGAACUUCGCCCUGAGCGAGCACUGGACAUUCCAACCGCACAUUCGCCGCUGGUCGCGGAUCGGGGAGAUGGGCCUGGAGCUGCCGCCUCCGGGAUUGCUGAGCCUGAACGUGGAGAAGACGGAGAGCUCGUCGAAGGAGUCCAGUCCGGAUCGAUUCGAGGAGGAUGGUGCCGGCAUCACGCUGGUGAUUCCCGGCUGCAGCAAGGCCAGUGGUGGUGGCGCGGCCACCGAUGGCUCCUCCCUGGGCGAGGGCUCCGAUGGCGGUCGCUUGAGGAGAACGGGCAGCGAGCGGUUCAAGGAUCAAGCCAUAGCCCUGCUGAGGAGAAUGGAGUCCAUCAAGACGCGACGUCGCAAGCGACAGAAUCGCGAGAAUGUGGUUAUCAGUGGACCCACCGAGCUGGACCUCUCGCAAUUUGGCCAGCGGAGUAGUCUGCGCAAACCGGAUGCCGUUUAUUCCACCCCGCCCUCACCAUCGGCCUUGAGCCCCAUGCACACAUUCCCCAAGGCGCCGUUCUUCGGCAACGACCUCAAAGUGCCCAGUCACAGUGACAACUACCUGAGUCCCAAUCGCUCCAGCCCCAAGAGGACGCCCACCACUCCCCGCUCGAUGAGGACCAGCCCGCUGCACUUCUUCUCCAGUCCCAUGUCGCAGCUGAAGGAGGGCAAGUCCGAUGAUUCCUCGUCCUACUACAGCGACAGUCAGGAGUCCUCGACGGGGGGCAAAUUGUCACUGAGGAAACCCUCCAAGGCCCGAAGAUUCCUGCAGCGCACGGGCAAGGUGGAUGAUAUAGGUGCCCAUUCCGACUCGGAGUGCCAUCAGGGAAGGAAGCUCCUCAUUAAGGACGCCAAUUCCAAUACCACAGAGGUCAAGGUCAAGAAGUUGACACGCGGGGGUUCCCUGAAUUUGGGCAAGGAUCCCAAGAAACGCGAAGGUUUACGCUCCUCAUCUUUCCGCUCGCGAAGCACCUCGAGAAAGGAACCCAAGAAUGAUGAAGAUCAGGCUGGUGGUGGCGCCACAAAUGGUGGCUCCAAGCGACAGCCGGUGGUGCGUUGGCACAGUUUCCAGAUGGAGGAGCGCCCCAAUAUGAUAUUCCGCAAGUGUUUCUCCAAGAAAAUCGAGCCACUGCAGGAGGAUGCGGGUGGCAUGCCCUUUGCCGCCAUGUCAGCGGGUCAACUGCAGAUAAUCCGGAAACUGGCCCUGGUCACCUUGACUGGACACAUGGAGCGAUACUGCCCGUCCCAUCGAUCCGGCUGGAACUGGGAACUGCCCAAGUUCAUCAAAAAGAUCAAGAUGCCGGACUAUAAGGACAAAAAGGUGUUCGGCGUGCCGCUCCUGAUGGUCCUGCAGCGCAGUGGCCAAACCCUUCCGAUGGCCGUGCGAGCUGCCUUCCGUUGGCUGCAGCUGAAUGCCCUCGACCAGGUGGGAAUCUUCCGGAAAAGUGGAGGAAAGUCCAGGAUCAUCAAGCUGCGCGAACAGAUCGAAAUUACCGACUCCACCGCCGAGUGUAUGGAUGUCUUCGAUUUGCAGCAGGCCUACGAUGUGGCCGACAUGCUGAAGCAGUAUUUCCGCGAGCUGCCCGAAUCCCUGCUGACCACCAAGAUGUCCGAGACCUUUGUGGCGAUCUUUCAACAUCUCCCCGCCGAAGUGCGUCUGGAUGCGGUGCAGUGUGCCGUGCUCCUGCUGCCCGACGAGAACCGGGAGAUCCUGUACGUGCUUCUCGAGUUCCUCACCAUUGUGGCGGCCAACUCGCAGCAGAACCAGAUGACCAGCAACAACCUGGGCGUGUGCCUGGCCCAAUCCAUCUUCCACUCGUCCAUCUCGACGGGUUCCGCCUCCGUGUCCGCCUCGCCACGUCGCAAGGGCAAGGGAUCCGGCAUGCCGGACAUGAAGGAGCUGGCCGAGGCCAAGGCCUCGCACGAGUGCCUCUCCUUCAUGAUCGAGCACUACAAGCAGAUCUACACGGCCGCCAAGGAGAAGCUGGCCAAGUGCAACUUCAGCUACAUGGAGGAGUCGAAGCCCCUGCCCCUGGAGGCCCUCGGCGAGGGCAUGCAGUUCCACAACUGGCGGGGAUACCUCUACGAGUGCACCAGUGCCACCAUCAAGGAGGGUCGCGAAAAAACCCGCGGCUGGUUUAGCGUUAACUCGCUGAAUGACAGCAAUGUGGACAUUGCCUACAAGAAGGUGGGCGAUGGUCAUCCUCUGAGACUCUGGCGCUGCACCACGGAGAUCGAAGGACCCCCAAGGGAGGUCCUUGAGUUCGUGAUCAAGCAAAGAGCCACGUGGGACACGAAUUUGCUGCAGUGCCAGACGGUCAAGAAACUGGACGAUCGCACGGAGAUCUAUCAGUAUGCCUUGGACGGCCAGCUCUCCACGGACUUUUGUGUGUUGCGUUCCUGGCAAACCGACUUGCCGCGCGGUGCCUGCGUUAUAGUGGAGACCUCCAUAGAUCAUGCCAAGGCCAAGCCUCUUUUCGGGGCGGUAAGGGGCGUGGUCCUGGCCUCCAGGUAUCUCAUUGAGCCCUGUGGCAGCGGCAGAUCCAGGGUUAUGCAUCUGGCCAGAGUGGAUGUCAAGGGCAAGACACCGGAGUGGUACAACAAGAACUACGGACAUAUAUGCUCGCAUUACCUGUCCCGCAUUCGAUUGGCCUUCAAACACGUGGCCGAUGGACCCGAAAGCAAGGUCUAAAUGAUAAAAAUAUAUUAAAAAAAAGAGGAUUUAACCAUCUGUUUGAUGGUUGUUUGCUGUAUUCGUUGUCUGUCGCAAAACUGACGCAUUUAUACGUAAAUAUAUGAUAGCUGGAGGAUCGGAAUAGCCCCCCACUUCGAACAACCCAACGAUUACGCAAGAAACCCAAUAAAAACCCAUGGACCACAAACACGAGCUUCAGUUUCAUCCCGACCAAAAGCGAUGAAGCGAGAUCAGAGAGAAUAUAUUCUUGUACAUACACCUUGUAGGUUUCUUAAUUUAGUUUUCGACAUAGAUUUAACUACUUAGUUUACUGUAUUAUAUUUAUACGUGGUCCUAAUUUAUACGACAAUAGCAAUCUAACAUCCAAAAUACUCAACACACGUAAAUAUCACAAAGUAUAUCUUUAACGAUUUCUCUUGCUAAAGUCUACAUCUACGUUAACGGCACUCCAAAUCUUUAAUGUUAAUUAGUUUGUAGUCUUGGCAAUAUGUUAAAAAACGUAUAUUCGGAAAAGAGCAGAAAACAGCAAAUGCAAAAGCAACCUUAAAAUGUGUAAAGCAAAUUCAACUAGUCAAAUUUAAUACGUUUAAGUUAAAGUACUAACCCCAAAUACACUCAUUGAUUUGGCUUCAGAUAUUGAUUGAUUGAUUGAUUGACACCGCAUUACCUGAGUAUGUGCCCGUUGAUCCAAUAAAAAGUAUGAUUGUUUCCAUUGUGCGGUGUGAAAUCGGAAUUAUUAUCACUAUCGUUAGUUUAUGGAUGUGCCCUAAGAUCCCCGAUCAAUAUAUAUAUAUACUAUACUAUAUACUAUAGUUUUAUAUGUGUCUAUAUAAAUACGCUACCACAUAAAUCUAUAAUCGAGUGUUCGAAGGGAGCAGUAACUCAAAUAUUCGAUGCAUACAGCAAAUCGCAAUAAAAGUGCAUAUUAUGGAAAUGCGAAAAAUAUAAACCAAA
This is a messenger RNA of Drosophila subpulchrella, 8901 nucleotides long. It is a transcript of the gene cv-c, whose product is annotated as rho GTPase-activating protein 7. NCBI's taxonomy places the organism in Eukaryota, Metazoa, Arthropoda, Insecta, Diptera, Drosophilidae. The record is from RefSeq and is a predicted model, not a curated record. Gene Ontology annotation, molecular function: lipid binding; GTPase activator activity. Bases 1063 to 7944 code for a protein of 2293 amino acids. Gene Ontology annotation, biological process: actin cytoskeleton organization; signal transduction; regulation of Rho protein signal transduction. The transcript has 16 exons.